Molecule: messenger RNA, 593 nt
Organism: Rhipicephalus sanguineus (brown dog tick)
Lineage: Eukaryota; Metazoa; Arthropoda; Arachnida; Ixodida; Ixodidae
Product: 60S ribosomal protein L26-like
Biological process (GO): ribosomal large subunit biogenesis; cytoplasmic translation
Cellular component (GO): cytosolic large ribosomal subunit
Molecular function (GO): RNA binding; structural constituent of ribosome
Source: RefSeq, a predicted model, not a curated record
GAAACCUUGUGUGACUAGAUUCUGGAACGAGAGUACACAGGCGCCCUUCUUUUCCGGUUGCUGAACAGCCAAAGCCUUAAAAGGACCACAUGGCUAAGCUCAACCGCUUGGUGUCCUCUUCGCGGAGGAAGAACAGGAAAAGGCACUUCAAUGCCCCAUCACACAUUCGGCGAAAGAUCAUGAGCUCCCCGCUGUCGAAGGAUCUUCGUCAAAAGUACAAUGUCCGCAGCAUGCCCAUCAGGAAGGACGACGAAGUUCAGGUGGUACGUGGCCACCACAAGAGCCAGCAGGUAGGCAAGGUGGUGCAGGUGUACCGCAAGAAGUAUGUGAUCUACAUCGAGCGGAUACAGCGAGAGAAGGCCAACGGUGCUUCAGUCUACGUUGGCAUUCACCCCUCUAAGGUGGUCAUUGUCAAGCUGAAGAUGGACAAGGACCGCAAGAAGAUCCUUGAAAGGCGCCGGGGCCGCCAGCUCAAGGACAAGGGCAAGGGAAAGCACACUGAGGAAAGUGUGGCAUGGAGAACGUAAAUUGGAAAAAAAAAAAACCUACCUAUCUGGCCGAGUUUGUUCAAUAAAGGGCUUGGCUUGCCGUGA